Galdieria sulphuraria is the source of this 1449-nucleotide messenger RNA. Its product is annotated as acid phosphatase. The transcript has a single exon. Lineage: Eukaryota; Rhodophyta; Bangiophyceae; Galdieriales; Galdieriaceae. The coding region runs from base 23 to 1006 and encodes 327 amino acids. Gene Ontology annotation, molecular function: hydrolase activity, acting on ester bonds. The record is from RefSeq and is a predicted model, not a curated record. Gene Ontology annotation, biological process: phospholipid catabolic process.
AUUCGAUCAUGUGUUCAUCUUCAUGAUGGAAAACAGCGGAAAUGACGUGAUACUUGGAAAUGAAAAUAUGCCAUUUAUCAAUUUGCUGAUACAACAUUUUGGUUUCGCAGCAGAAUAUUAUGGAAUUACUCAUACUAGCCUGCCUAAUUAUAUUGCUCUUACUUCUGGAAGCAACUGGUGGAGUCAUAAUGAUUCAACAAAGCAAGUCUUUGACCAUACUUGUAUUGCAGACAAAUUGGAAGAGAAAGGACUUGGCUGGAAGAACUAUGCACAAUCUAUUCCUUAUGCAGGCUACAAAGGCAGCUCUUCAUAUCCUCAAAAUAGUAGCUUUGUUUGGCUUCAAGAGCAUGUGCCGUUCUUAUUUUAUCCUCAAAUUUUCCAAGAUCCAGUAAGAGCUGCAAAUAUUCCACCUUUAGAAGAGCUAGAACAAGAUUUGUAUUCCUGCAAUGUUCCAGAAUACGUUUUUAUUUCCCCUGACAUCUGUCACGAUAUGCAUGGAGGCUCCGAUGUGUGUCCAGCAGUAACUGAAUAUCCCAACACUCCUAAGAAACUGGCAUAUUGCUAUAAUACCAAAAAUACUUCUAAGAAUUGUGUCAAUAUCAAUAAUUUAUGGAAAAAAGGAGAUGAAUUUCUUCGAGAGUGGAUUCCCAAAAUUGUAAACUCUCCUAGUUGGACAGGGAACUCGGUCAUAAUUGUCACUUGGGAUGAAGCCAAUUAUAAUGAAGAGUUAAAUGUCUUUACUGAAGGAGGACCAGAUACAGCCUACAUUUAUUCCACUAAUUUUUCUUUUGCGGAUCAUUCCUUCCUCAUUGAUGGCUAUUAUGGAGGUGGAAAGGUUCCACUGAUUGUAAUAUCCAGAGAAAACCCAUAUCAUAUUGUGACUUAUGGAAAAUAUAAUCAUUACAACUUGCUAAAGACUAUUGAGGCCUCCUAUGGUUUAGAUUAUCUGGGAUACACCAGUGACGAUCGUCAAGUUAAGGUCUUGCAUGAAUUCUUUGGCAAAUAGAGCGUUAAAGAUAGCAUUUAUUGUUUGUUCUGAGAGUGUGUUUGUUGAUUUGCUUUGUUGUAAACUUUUGAGAGAGUUUGUUUUUUUAAGUUUUUCUUUCAUGGCAGAUUUUUUUGUUUCAUACCUUUGCAAAUGGAAAGCCUGGCAUCCACAAGAAUAAAAAGGGGAUCUUAGAGAGCUGCAUUUUCAAUACUCAGGCUCUGUUAAAAUUGUUCUUAAAAUUUUUUAAAGAGGUAUGCUAAACUGGGGUCAGACUAUUUAGAAACAUAAUCAUUGGUAACUUGAGGACCAACUAGGCUUUGUUUUUCUCUUUUGAGAAACGAGCUCUCGUAAAGCAGAAAUUUUUGAAUCAGUUGAUUAUCAUGUUCAAUGAUUGAUUAGGAGCCCAACUUUUCAGCUCAGUAAACAAACUUCUAUUUGUCAAUAAACUUUGUCAACCGGAA